Messenger RNA from Necator americanus (New World hookworm), 957 nucleotides. RefSeq lists its product as uncharacterized. The transcript has a single exon. Gene Ontology annotation, biological process: DNA integration. The record is from RefSeq and is a predicted model, not a curated record. Gene Ontology annotation, molecular function: nucleic acid binding. NCBI's taxonomy places the organism in Eukaryota, Metazoa, Nematoda, Chromadorea, Rhabditida, Ancylostomatidae. Bases 1 to 957 code for a protein of 318 amino acids.
AUGGCUCUACUAGUAGUUGGGCGCAAUCACCAAGCAGUUCACUUAGCAGAGGAUCAUCAGAAGGCGCUUAAGCAACUAAAACUGCAGAAAGACGACUCUGGAAUAUUCCGUUGUCGAGGUCGCAUGGACAACUCCAUCCUGCCAUACCAAGCUCGACAGCCGAUCUUCAUAGUUGCCAAGAGCGAUCUAACGAAAGCGAUAGUGAAGGAAUCACACAGUCCAAUACAUUGCAGUACUGCGCAUACCAUGGCAAACGUGAGGAAAUACUACUGGAUUCCCAAACUUCGACAGCUAGUGCAACAAGUCAUCAGGAGAUGCGUUCCGUGUCAGAAAAUGAACAACCUUUCGUUCAAGUAUCCGGAGAUGGAGGACCUCCCUGAUCGACGCGUACAAAGAGCACGGCCAUUCGAGCACGUUGGCAUCGACUAUUUUGGUGUUCUCACGGUAAAAGAGCGCGAUGUAACCGUCAAAGACUAUGGUAUUAUCAUGACGUGCACAGUGGUAAGGCUUCUCCACUUGGAACUCGUGUCAGAUAUGACUACUGCUAACCUGCUAAACGCUUUACGACGGUUCUUUGCUAGGAGAGGUGUCCCAACCUCGAUCACUUCGGACAACGGGCCUUAUUUUCUUCUAGGAGAGCAGAUUCUCCAGGAUGCUGUACUGCCGGUCAUCAACGACAAAUCCUUUGCCAACGCAAUGGCUACAAAAGGAAUCACGUGGAAAACAAUCACGCCGUACGCUCCGUGGCAGGGAGCUUUCUAUGAACGUUUGAUCAAAUCUGUUAAACAUUCCCUUUACAAAGUCAUUCAAGGAAGGGUCCUAACGAAGUCAGAAAUGGAAAUCUUGCUGAUUGAGAUUAAAGGCAGUCUCAAUACAAGACCACUGUCAUAUCAGGAACAGCAUUGGGAUGAAACUCCGAUUUUGCGACCGAUCGACUUCAUGAACGUGACAUGGUGA